AUGACGGCCGCAGCUGACCAGUCCGAGGCCCUGGCCGCGGCCGAUGCGACUGUCCUUUCCCUACGCAAGUCUCUUUGCGACGAGACGACCCCCCUUCCCAUACGCUUCCGAGCCCUCUUCUCCCUUAAGCAUCUGGCCAAGCAGGCCACGGAAGGUACUGGUGACCGCGGUAUCGACCUGCCUGCUGCCAAGGCUGCCAUCGACGCCAUCGCCGCUGGAUUCACGUCUCCCUCGGCACUUCUCAAACACGAGCUCGCCUACUGUCUUGGCCAAACGGGCAAUGCUACCGCUGCCGCGCCGCCCUUGCGCGAUGUCCUUGCCGACGUGAACGAAGACGCCAUGUGCCGCCAUGAGGCCGCCGAGGCCCUUGGUGCCCUUGGCAACGCCGCCGACCUUGAGCUGCUCCGGCAGUACCGCGAUCGUGAGGGCGAAGAGGUUGUCGUGCGCGAGACCUGCGAGAUUGCCAUCGACCGCAUCGAGUGGGCCAACUCGACCCAGCGCGCCCAGGAGCACCUGCGCCCGAGUGACUUUGCGUCUGUCGACCCGGCGCCGCCGAUGGCGCAGAACGCCGCCGACAAAGAGGCCGCCGCACAGACCGUCGAGGUCCUGGAGAAGGACCUGAUGGACAUCACGCUGCCGCUGUUCCGCCGCUACCGCGCCAUGUUCACCCUGCGCGACCUGGCUUCACCGCCCGACCUGCCGACGGCCGUGCCGGCUGUCCAGGCCCUGGCCAAGGGCUUCGCAGACACCUCGGCGCUCUUCCGCCACGAAAUCGCCUUUGUGUUCGGCCAGCUGUCGCACCCGGCGUCGAUCCCUGCCCUGACCGCCGCGCUGAGCAAUGUCAACGAGGCCAGCAUGGUGCGCCACGAGGCGGCCGAGGCACUAGGCAGUCUGGGCGACGAGGAGGGCGUCGAAGAUACUCUGAAGCUGUUCUUGCACGACAAGGAGAAGGUCGUGCGCGAGAGCGUCAUUGUGGCCCUAGAUAUGGCCGAGUUUGAGCAAGGCGGCGAGGCCGAGUACGCGCUGAUCCCCGAGGCCGCGCCGGCCGCGGCGACUGCUGCGUAA
This is a messenger RNA of Sporothrix brasiliensis 5110, 1065 nucleotides long. Its product is annotated as deoxyhypusine monooxygenase. The record is from RefSeq and is a predicted model, not a curated record. Lineage: Eukaryota; Fungi; Ascomycota; Sordariomycetes; Ophiostomatales; Ophiostomataceae. Gene Ontology annotation, molecular function: deoxyhypusine monooxygenase activity. Gene Ontology annotation, biological process: peptidyl-hypusine biosynthetic process. Bases 1 to 1065 code for a protein of 354 amino acids. The transcript has a single exon.